UCGAGCAAAAAGUAUCGGUAUUGAAUGGCAAAAAUAUCGAUAUGGUAUCGUAUCGUAUAAAAAUUCGUGCUCCUAUCAGCACAUCGAUAUUUUUCCCCCGACAUUCCUAACGUACGUUGAUAAAAUGGAGCCGGGCGUGAUAAAGAAAUUAGAUGAAGUCGUUGUAAAUAGGAUCGCAGCUGGAGAAAUCAUUCAAAAGCCGUCUAACGCACUCAAAGAGCUCGUCGAGAACAGGUUGAAUAGUUUUCUAGACGCGAAAGCAACUCAUAUCCAGGUAACUGUGAAAUCUGGUGGCCUGAAACUAUUGCAGAUACAAGACAAUGGGACAGGCAUACGACGAGAGGAUCUUCCUAUCGUGUGUGAACGGUUUACAACGUCAAAGCUAUCGAAAUUCGAAGAUUUAAGCAAUAUUGGAACCUUCGGAUUUCGCGGAGAAGCUUUGGCAAGCAUAAGCCAUGUGGCUCACUUAUCCAUACAAACUAAAACAGCUAAUGAGUCCUGUGGCUACAAGGCCACAUAUGAGGAUGGGCUAUUGAAGGGACCCCCAAAAGCUUGUGCUGGAAAUCAAGGAACAACUAUUACCGUGGAAGAUCUCUUCUAUAAUAUGCCACAGAGACGGCAGUGUUUAAAAUCACCUGCCGAAGAAAUGCAAAAAAUUUGUGAAGUCAUGUCCAAAUAUGCGGUCCACAAUUCAAACGUUGCCUUCACACUGAAAAAGUAUGGCGAACAGCCAGCAGUACGCACAGUAGGCAGUAAUUCUCGCGAAGAAAAUAUAUCUCACAUAUACGGACCGCAAAUCGGUGGCACUUUGUUACCCGUUGAUUACGAAGACGAUGUACAUAAAUUUAAAAUGACCGCACUGGUAACAAAGGUAGACUAUUCAGCUAAGCGGGGCACAAUGUUACUGUUCAUAAACCAUAGACUAGUGGAUUCUGCUGCCCUAAAAACAGCCAUUGACGGAGUCUACAGCACCUACCUGCCAAAAGGGAUGCACCCUUUUAUUUAUAUUAGUCUAGAAAUGGCUCCCAAACAGUUGGAUGUUAGUGUUCAUCCAACAAAGCAUGAAGUUCACUUUCUGUAUGAAGAUGAAAUAAUUGAUAAAAUCAAAAGGCGAAUAGAAUUAAAGUUACUGGGUAGUAAUGCAGCUCGUACUUUUUACAAACAGCUACGUUUCUCAGUUGUACCCAGUUCUGAACAUAAUAUCGAGGAGGCAGAGGUAAAAAAUAAAGACAAGGAGCGUAAUGAUAAAGAUCGUGUCCGCACCGAUUCUAAAGAACAAAAAUUAGGAAAGUUUCUUUUGCAAAAGCAAACAUCUGAACCUACCACCAAUUCAAAUUCUACGAGUAUCGGUAAUGUGACUGAUGACAGCUUGUGCGUUGGUACUUCGCGCAAGUCGCAGGUUCAACUUACAAGCGUAAAGAAAAUGCAAGACAAUAUAGAGCGACGGCUCAAUAUUAUGUUGCGUAAGACACUUAAAGAGCUUGUUUUUGUGGGAAUAGUGGACCAAACAUUUGCCCUGUUUCAGCAGGAAACUAAGCUAUUUUUAUGCAAUACAAUCAAGGUUUGUGAAGAACUUUUUUACCAGCGUCUCUUAUUCGAAUUUCAAAACCUACCGCACAUUAAAUUGGAGCCAUCCCUAAAUAUUAGGGAGGCUGUAUUAAUUGCCCUCGAUUGUGAAGAGGCUGGUUGGUCGCCAGCGGAUGGAAACAAAAGUGAACUUGCUGAUCGUGCAAGCAAUAUUCUUCUUGAAAAGGCUCCAAUAAUGCGUGAAUACUUUUCAUUGCGCAUCACCGAAGAGGGCCAACUAGAAACUCUCCCCGCUAUUUUACCGCAGCACUAUCCCUGCAGUACUCAUUUACCAUUAUACUUAUUGCGUCUGGCUACAGAAGUGGAUUGGGAAUCGGAAAUAGAAUGUUUUGAGACAUUUUGCCGCGAAACAGCCCGCUUUUAUGCACUUACUUCCUGUUUAGAAAUGGGGUUACAACCACAACGACAUAAAUGGCUAGUAGAGCAUAUCUUAUAUCCCGGCUUGAAACGAUACUUACUGCCUCCCAAUAACCUCAGACAACAUUUAUAUGAACUAACAAAUUUAUCACGAUUAUACAAAGUGUUUGAACGAUGCUAAGUAUGUAAUUAAUGGACAACUGUAUGUGCAUAAUCAACAGAAAUUAAAAACUAUUUAAUUAUCAUUAAUACA
This is a messenger RNA of Rhagoletis zephyria (snowberry fruit fly), 2197 nucleotides long. It is a transcript of the gene Mlh1, whose product is annotated as DNA mismatch repair ATPase Mlh1. Gene Ontology annotation, molecular function: ATP binding; mismatched DNA binding; ATP-dependent DNA damage sensor activity. Gene Ontology annotation, biological process: mismatch repair. NCBI's taxonomy places the organism in Eukaryota, Metazoa, Arthropoda, Insecta, Diptera, Tephritidae. Gene Ontology annotation, cellular component: MutLalpha complex. The record is from RefSeq and is a predicted model, not a curated record.